CACCGCCAAACGCAGCGCCUCCGCCGGAGAAUUCUCCUCCUCCUCCGCCGGUAGUCUACUGCCGUAUCCGAUGCUCAAAAUCCAGCCCGCCUCGAUGCAACCUUUCAGCACUCUUCUCCUCCGCCACGAGCUCCUCUUGCUCCCUGGAAGCCAAGCCUCUGCGGGCUCACGAUCUCUCCUCUCCUCCAGUCUCCCUGGGGGUUCAAGGCUCCUCGCUCGACCAUUCGACUUCCCCAGGUGCACGCUUCAUUCCGGAAGUCCAGAGUGGGAGGAACAAUCUGGAGCUUGGCCUUCAUCCAGUGAGGCUGAGGAUAUGCAUAAGGUUUCCCCCUACUUUGAUCCACUGGAGGGAAAGAUCAAGAGCACGCCGGUUGCAGACGAGAACGAAAGCUUCAGGGUCGGGAAGCCUUUCACGAAGAAGAAAGGUCAUAAUGUCGGACCCUACGCGGUUGUGAAGAGGAAGUCGGGGAAGGCGAGGAUUUCUUGGGUCUGCGAUAACUGUGGAGAGGGAUUUGGACAGUGGUGGGGAAGUUGCCCAUCCUGCCAUACUCUGGCCUCGGUUAAGAAGUUUGUGGAGUCUGAGGUGAGUACGUCAAGGGGGUCUGAGAUUUCUGAAGCCGUAGUUAGGUCGUGGUUCCCUCAGCAGUUAAGAACGGCGGCCCCCCUGAGCUUGGCAGAAGUCAGCGCUAGCAGAAACCAGUCUGAAUGGAGAAUUCCACUCUCGGGGCAUUUUGGACAGGAGGUUUCUAGAGUGCUUGGUGGUGGUAUUGUGCCAGGCUCCUUAAUUCUAAUUGGUGGCGACCCCGGUAUUGGCAAGAGUACACUACUAUUGCAGAUUGCCUCUAUUUUAGCUCAAGGAUUCAAUCACAAUGGGUCUGCUCCAGUUGUAUACGUAUCUGGUGAGGAGAGCAUUGAACAAAUAGGAAACAGGGCAGACAGAAUGAGUAUCACAACAAAGGAACUUUUCUUGUAUUCAAGUACCGAUAUUGAGGACAUCCUGGACAAAAUUCAAACAUUGUUCCCACGUGCUCUUGUUGUUGAUUCCAUUCAAACUGUUUAUCUGAAAGGAGUUACUGGUAGUGCUGGAAAUAUCAUGCAGGUUAAGGAGUGUACAUCUGCAUUGCUCCGAUUUGCUAAGCAGACUAAUAUCCCCAUUCUUUUUACUGGGCAUGUGACAAAAUCAGGAGAUAUUGCUGGGCCCCGAAUGUUGGAGCACAUAGUAGAUGGUGUUUUCUAUAUGGAGGGUGAGAGGUACUCAUCUUAUCGGCUAUUGCGCUCUGUGAAGAACCGCUUUGGUUCAACUGAUGAGCUUGGAGUGUUUGAAAUGACAGAGUUUGGUUUGCAAGCUGUCUCAAAUCCAAGUGAAAUAUUCCUAAGCGAACACUUCUCUGACUCUGAAGUAUUAGCUGGUCUUGCAGUAGCAGUUAUCCUUGACGGCUCACGAACUUUCCUGGUUGAAAUCCAGGCAUUGUGUGUUUCUGAUUCUUCAGUAAGAAGACAUGUCAAUGGAAUACAAUGUAGCAGAGCUGAUAUGAUAAUUUCGGUUCUAAUGAAGCAGGUUGGCCUGAAGCUUCAAGAAAAUGCCAUCUUUCUGAAUGUUGUUAGUGGAUUUCAGUUGAACGAGACUGCAGGAGACCUGGCAAUUGCGGCUGCAAUUUGUAGCAGUUUCUUGGAGUUCCCUAUCCCUAACGAUGUUGCUUUCAUUGGAGAGGUUGGGCUGGGCGGUGAACUUCGUUCUGUUCCAAGAAUGGACAAGAGAGUAAUAGCUGUUGCUAAACUGGGUUUCAAGAGGUGCAUCGUAGCCAAGACAACUGAGAAAUCGAUAAUGGCGUUGAAUCUGGAGAUGGAAAUAUUGGGAUGCAAAAACUUGAAAGAAGUUAUCAACGCCGUGUUUGUUCGUGUCUAGCAACUGCACCUCACCUAUGACCUUAUACAACGCAAAUGCGAAUUUUAUGAUCAAUCAGCGUUGAUCUGUUCAUAAGUCAAUUUUGGGAUAGUCUCUGUAAAAAUAUUUCAGUCUCUGAUACACUAACACAGCAUUUUGAUUACAGAAACUGACAAAGAAAUUCCACAAACACUUGUUUAAUGCAUCAAGCAGUGACUAGGGCGGUAAAGGAGUCGAACUAUUAAAUAUGUGUUCAAACUAAUAUUAGAUUUUUUACAAUUCUAGUGGUCACUGAUUAUAAAUG
Molecule: messenger RNA, 2189 nt
Organism: Zingiber officinale
Lineage: Eukaryota; Viridiplantae; Streptophyta; Magnoliopsida; Zingiberales; Zingiberaceae
Product: DNA repair protein RadA-like
Exons: 15
Coding region: 71-1906 (611 amino acids)
Biological process (GO): recombinational repair
Molecular function (GO): damaged DNA binding; ATP-dependent DNA damage sensor activity; ATP binding
Source: RefSeq, a predicted model, not a curated record